Messenger RNA from Herpailurus yagouaroundi (jaguarundi), 5081 nucleotides. It is a transcript of the gene OPTN, whose product is annotated as optineurin. The record is from RefSeq and is a predicted model, not a curated record. Gene Ontology annotation, cellular component: nucleus; Golgi apparatus; cytoplasm. Gene Ontology annotation, biological process: Golgi ribbon formation; regulation of canonical NF-kappaB signal transduction; protein localization to Golgi apparatus. The transcript has 14 exons. NCBI's taxonomy places the organism in Eukaryota, Metazoa, Chordata, Mammalia, Carnivora, Felidae. Gene Ontology annotation, molecular function: K63-linked polyubiquitin modification-dependent protein binding. The coding region runs from base 532 to 2256 and encodes 574 amino acids.
CACUAAGGAACAAGUGACCUGUCUCUAAGGCAGUGGGACUUCUGAACAGCCGUUGUGUCCAGGAGAGCAUGUGUGUAUGUUAUGCGUUUGUGUGUAUAAACACACAUAGCUAUGAAUACUAGUUGAGGCUGAGAACCCCAAAGAAUAGUUCUUACUGUCGGAAAAGCAUAAGCUGGAGGAAGACUAAAACACUGCAAAGAGAAAACGAAACCCAGAUUCUGGUCUGGCGUCCUUUCCCGGGAAAACUGUUGUAUGGAAAUGUAUGCCACAGAACUUGUUGAAGGAUGAAAUGGAAAACAGAGCCGUAGACCAGUAAGGUGGUGCUAGGACCUGAAAAGCCUCAGAUCUGGUUAAGCAAGGCAGCACUAUUAACAGGAGAACCCCCCCCCCCCCUGCUCUUUGGGGAGGGAGAGAAGAGCUAGGGAAUCCUGGCUACUUCCCAGGAAAUGCCUGGUUUGUACUGAGGAGGAGAGAUCUUGGAGCAGAGGCUAAGGCUAGGAACUGCCCUGAAAUGAACAAAGUCCUUCUGCCAUGUCCCACCAACCACUUAGCUGCCUGACUGAAAAGGGGGACAGCCCCAGUGAGACCACAGGAAAUGGACCCCCCAACCUGGCCCACCCAAAUCUGGACACGUUCACACCAGAGGAACUGCUACAGCAGAUGAAGGAGCUCCUGACCGAGAACCAUCAGCUCAAAGAAGCCAUGAAGCUGAAUAAUCAGGCUAUGAAAGGGCGAUUUGAAGAGCUUUCAGCCUGGACAGAGAAACAGAAGGAAGAACGCCUAUUUUUUGAGAUACAGAGCAAGGAAGCCAAAGAGCGUCUCGUGGCUUUGAGUCAUGAAAAUGAAAAAUUGAAGGAAGAACUCAGAAAACUAAAAGGGAAAACAGAAAGGCCCCUUGAGGACCCCACUGGGGACCCCAAAGUCCCCAAGGCAGAAGCAGACCAGGAAAUGGAACAGCUGAAGACCCAGGUGGCCCGUCUUCAGGCUGAAAAGGCAGAUCUGCUGGGCAUCGUGUCUGAACUACAGCUCAAGCUGAACUCAGGCGGCCCCUCAGAAGACUCCUUUGUUGAAAUCAGGAUGGCUGAAGGAGAAGCAGAUGUGGCACUGAAAGAAAUCAAGACAAGUCCUGGGCCCACAAGAACUGAUUCCGUUGACACGAGCAAAUUUGCAGAAGGUGCCAGGAAUUAUGUGGAAUUUGAAGAAUUAACUGUGAGCCAGCUCCUGCUUUGUCUAAGGGAAGGAAACCAGAAGGUGGAGAGACUUGAAAUUGCCCUCAAGGAAGCCAAAGAAAGAGUUUCAUAUUUUGAAAAGAAAGCCAGUGAUCAUGCGGAAGUCGAGACCCAGACAGAGACGAGCAAAGAAAAAGAGAAAGAAGAGGGGAAAGGCCCAGAAACCGUUGGAAGCGAAGUGGAGACGUUGAACCUUCAGGUGACCACCCUAUUUAAGGAGCUUCAAGAGGCUCAUACAAAACUCAGCGAAGCUGAGCUAAUGAAGAAGAGACUUCAAGAGAAAUGUCAGGCCCUUGAAAGGAAGAAUUCUGCAACCCCAUCAGAGCUGAAUGAAAAGCAGGAGCUUGUUUAUAACAACAAAAAGUUGGAACUACAAGUGGAAAGCAUGCGAUCAGAAAUCAAAAUGGAGCAAGCUAAAACUGAAGAUGAAAAGUCCAAGGUAGCCACUCUCCAGGUGACACAUAACAAGCUUCUUCAAGAAUACAAUAAUUCGUUGAAAAUGAUCGAGGAACUGAAAAGGAAAGAGUCAGAAAAAGUGGAUAAGGUGGUACUACAAGAACUAAGCGAGAAACUGGCGCUGGCAGAGAAGGCGCUGGCUUCCAAGCAGCUUCAGAUGGACGAGAUGAAGCAGACCAUCGCCAAGCAGGAGGAGGACCUGGAGACCAUGACCGUCCUGAGGGCUCAGAUGGAAGUUUACUGUUCUGACUUUCAUGCUGAAAGAGCGGCAAGAGAGAAAAUACACGAAGAAAAGGAGCAGCUGGCUUUGCAGCUGGCAAUUCUGCUGAAAGAGAAUAACGAUUUUGAAGAUGGAGGCAGUAGGCAGUCCUUGAUGGAGAUGCAGAGCCGUCAUGGGGCAAGAACAAGUGACCCUGACCAGCAGGCCUACCUCGCUCAGAGAGGAGAUGAGGAUACCAACUGGAGGCAGCAGCAACAGCGGAAUAUUCCAAUCCAUUCGUGCCCCAAAUGUGGAGAAGUUCUGCCUGACAUAGACACGCUACAGAUCCAUGUUAUGGACUGCAUCAUUUAAGUGUUCACACCCCACUUCCCCCAAACUGUUGGUAAAUAUCAGAUUUUUUCCUCCAAGAGUUGUGCUUCUGUGUUAUUUGUUUUCACUCAGACAUUUUGCCUCAUUAUGCUUAUUUUAGGAGGAAGAAAAUCAAUAUGCCCUAAGUAGGACAUUUUUUUGUGGAUUUCCUUAGAAUCCUUAACGUGCCACUCUUCUGAUAGAUUCUUUAUUUUUGAGGGGGUUCCGUGUAUGUGAGCUGAACUGUUCAUGCAGUUAAUAAGUGUGUAACAUCAUGGGACAGGGUAAAUAUAACCAAUGGAAGAGGCCUCACAGAUGAACAUUGAGAACCUUUUAAGGAGGCAGGAAAAAUGAAGUGGCUACAGAUUUCAUCAAGAAAAGUCAUCUUUGGAGGUUUUUUAAAAUAAAUUGUUAUUUUUCUUGAUUUAAGACACAUUUAUAUGGGGUUGUGUGUAUGUUGUAGUUUUAUUGCAGCCACAGUAAUUGUACCAAAGGUGAUAUGGCUCUUUUCAUAUGAGCACUGUGGGCUCUUACUUGAUCAUCCAGAUAAGUGACAAUAUAGCGGUAUAUGUGAGAUACGUACAUCAGGUUCACUGGUUUCAUUGUGCUGCAGGUAUAUGGAUGUGUACAGUAGUUUAUUAAUUUCUAAAAUAGAACAGCUGUCUUUUGAUUUUCCUGGAUCAAGCUGUAUACUCAUUAUCACAAAAAUAGGUAUUGUAAAAUACAAUUUUGCUUUUGAAUCUUUCACAUCGUUCAUAUAUGAUUGGCCAAUUUCAUAGGCUGUAUUUUUCCAUAUUCAGCUUCAUAGUGGCUUAAUACUUAUUCAUAUCUGUUUUGCUAAGUCUAUGAAUAUAUACAAAUCCCUUUACUAGAGUCUACUAUUUGUUGUUUGAAUUAAAAAUUAUUCUUGCUAAGGAGGUGAAAAAAUAGAGAUUUGCCAUAUUUUGUAAAUCUACAGUUUAGUGAGAUUAGCUAAUACUGGGCUAGUCAUAAAAGUAAACAGUGUCCUUGUGUGUCUAUAUCCUAGAACGUUUAGAAGAAAAUUAGGCAAACUUGAUUUAAUACACACACGCGCGCGCGCGCGCGCGCGUGUGUGUGUACAUCUGUGUUUUUUAAACCAGGAAUCAAAACUGCUAAUUCUGUCUUCAUGCCAAGAGACCACACUGCACAGAUUCACUAAUAACUGAGAUUCCCCCAUGUCAGUCCACAGAGAAUGCUUCUUAAAGACAUUUCUAAAAUAACCAUGAAAUUCUCAUUUUUAAUUUCUUAUUUGUUUCUAGUUUAAACUUUUUUCCUUACUAUUUUAUAUUAGAGGAAAUAGAUUUCAACAGUAUCUUAAAUAGAAAAGCAACCCAAAUGGUUUCACGUUUAAGUUAAGAGACUAUCCUUUUAUGUUGUUCAAGUAAACAUAUUAAGCUGAUCCCAACCCUGAAGUAACAGUGUGAGUGGGCUUAUUAAGCCUGUGAUCAAAUUGUCUGCUGGAUAAUUAAAAGGAUUGCAAAAGAAGGCUAGUUCAAAAAGUCACCUUAAAUUAAAGCUCCUCUACUGAGGGAAUCAAACAGUUUGGUAAACAGUUUGUAAACUCUGUUCAUGCCUUCUCUAAAUAAUUAGUCUCUUCAGAGGCCUGGUUCCAUGUAACCAGGUAAUGACACCUCAUCAGAAUGUUGGCCCCUCUUCUGGGGCCAGCUCUACCGUGUUCUCGAAGUGUGGCUGACUGGGAGCAAUAGAAAAAUGGAAACUGGAAAAAGAUAGGAACAAGCCAAUGAAAAUUUUAUACCUAACUAAUUUCAUAAUAUUGAUCCUUCAAAUAUUGUAUUUUAAAGUCAUUUUGAUCUAGUCUGGCCUAUAAGGAGCUUAAAAGUCAUCACUUCCAUCCCUGUAACAAGAAAAAGACUGGACAAACUCAAAAUCAUCAACUCUCUUUAAAUCCCUCAGAGAACUGAAGUCACAGGGCAAACCACUGCCCAGAAAUUAGAGAGACAGUCAGGUACAAAGAGUCUCAGAUUUUACCAGAUCAGGGUCUCAGGAGCAGAAAGCACUCAGUCAGCAUCUGAGUAGGAGAACUUAAACUAAUUGAAGAAUUGCCAAAGGCUUGGUGUGGACAAACUUGAGAAUUAAAAACGCUAGCAGGAGUCCAUUCUUAAGAGGCCCCCACACUUCUGUGAGUUUUAGCUCCAGGAGCCCUAGGAGCUCCUCAUAGUGAAUAUUUCUGAAAAUUCUCCCCUGCUUUUUAGCAGGAGGAGGGGGAAAGUAGCCAUUUUGAAAUACACCGCGCGCUCUUCUUCUUAGGAAGUUUCCUCAGGGGAAACUGUUUUACCAGAGUCUAACCUUGCUGGGAUAUUAUCAGAGCCUCACUGACCUGGGGGAAAGGAAAUACCCAACUCCAGCCCCCUCUGCUUUUACUCCUCUCACCUAAAGAGGAGAAAAAAGUCUGAGAAGCACUUGUAAAGGUCACCCCCUAGAGGCAGAGCUCAGUAAAAGACCGAAACCUUAUCACAGGACUGCGGAACUCUUCUCCCCCACACAUACCUUACCACAUCAACAAGGUGCCUGCAUAAUAACGAGAUUACAACUGGAAGAACUCAUAUUUGGCUUUACUUAAGAAAAAGUAUGUAGGGAAAUCCGAAGACAACGAAGGAGACAAAACAAGAACAGCAGAGGAAAUUUCAGCCUGUGACAUCUACAGCUGCAGCAGGCAGUAAACACAGUCCAGCUCUUAGCCAGGUAAACAUAAAACCUCACACUAUAGACUCACUUACCUCAGUUCCUUUUACUUGCUACAUCACUUCCAUUUUUCAACAAGAAAUUAUACUGCAUACUAAAAAAAA